Cheilinus undulatus (humphead wrasse) is the source of this 781-nucleotide messenger RNA. It is a transcript of the gene smim15, whose product is annotated as small integral membrane protein 15. The record is from RefSeq and is a predicted model, not a curated record. NCBI's taxonomy places the organism in Eukaryota, Metazoa, Chordata, Actinopteri, Labriformes, Labridae. The transcript has 2 exons. The coding region runs from base 113 to 337 and encodes 74 amino acids.
AGCGACCACACCAAUCACACUUCCUGGAACAGGGAGGAGCUGGGGUUUUUCGUGGAUAUCACUAAAGUCUCUGCUCUUGGGGUUUUAUCAAGCUUCGUCUUUGCAUACAGAGAUGAUUGACGUAGGAGCAUGGGCAGAGUACGUGGUGGAGUGGGCAGCCAAAGACCCCUAUGGUUUCCUUACCACUGUUAUACUGGCUCUCACACCCCUCUUUAUCGCCAGUGCACUGCUGUCCUGGAAGCUGGCCAAGAUGAUUGAGGCACGUGACCGGGAACAGAAGAAAAAACAGAAACGCCAGGAAAAUAUAGCCAAGGCCAAGAGAACCAAGAAAGACUGAGCCUGUGAGGGCAGAAAGAGGGCAUAAAAAUAUAACGGGAGAGACCACCACGCUCACAGCCCUCCUUGUUUUAAAUAAUGACACGGUGCCCUUCCUCGUCCCAGCCCUACUGUCAGCACAGGGCCACUAUGCCUCAUGUCUGGGGUGGGAGGAGGGACACUGGCCCCACAGGCCGUACAGUGCUGAGGCAGACAGUGCUGCCUGGAGGAGACUCGUCCCUGUGGGACUUUGGUCAGCAAGAGCACAGUGGUCAUCUGUAUGACGUUUUUCUACAGAGAUCUGCUGAUAAUAUUGCGCAGCUGUUGCAACACCUUGCAUUCCAUUGUUAGCAUCCAUGUUCUGCUGAAUUGAUGAUAUAACAAGUAAACUGGAACUUUAUCAAAGUUACUUUCAAAAUAUCCAAAAUAAUACUUUCUAAUAAAGUUUUCAUGGUUGAUAAGAAAA